Heterostelium album PN500 is the source of this 1263-nucleotide messenger RNA. Its product is annotated as BRCT domain-containing protein. The transcript has 6 exons. The coding region runs from base 1 to 1263 and encodes 420 amino acids. NCBI's taxonomy places the organism in Eukaryota, Evosea, Eumycetozoa, Acytosteliales, Acytosteliaceae. The record is from RefSeq and is a predicted model, not a curated record.
AUGACAACAUUAUUAUUUAAAGAAGAAAUCAAGUGGUUUUGGUAUAACGAUAGUGCGUGGGUUGCCUAUACACAAGCACAGAUAGACGAUUUCGAAGCUGCUUACGCAAAGAAACCUGGUGAAAUCAAAGUGGAUAACGAUCGUUUCAUAGAUUUAAAACUUACACACACUGAAAUUGUUAAUAAUUUCUCUGGAAUCAACGAUAAAGAUCUUAUUGGUAUUCAAAGAAGAUAUGAUGAUCACAUGAAGAGAAGAGCUGUCAAGCGUACCCAUAUAGGAGUUGCUCCACUGACCUUUUUCCACGGAAUCGAAUUCUGUUUCAUGGAGACUGUCUUGGGUGGAAAAUCAGACGGCACAACAGCAACCAAUAUCACCAAGCUUGGUGGUAUUCUAUCCACAAAGAUUACACCGACCCUUAAAUUUUUAGUUAUCUCAUCAAGUGAAGUUAAAAAAACAGAUCCUGUACAGUUCAAUAAAGUCAUUACAGAUGCUGAAGCAGUAAAAGCCGUUCCAGUAGAAUCAAACUAUAUCAAGAGUUGUGUUAGUAACAAGAAGAAGCUAGACCAUACACCAUUCAUAGUUGCUGUACCUGUAAAAGUAGAUACUGCAACACCAACACCAGUUGCGACACCCGUUGCAAAGUUAGAUUCUUCAUAUGUGUUGGCAGGAAGUGAGUGGGCUGGUGUAUGUACAGUCGAUGGUGAUCAUUAUCCAAUGACUUUGAAGGUCGAUACUUUGGAUGCUUCGACUGGCGAGUUGAAUGGUACUCUGUCGUGGGCAACGCUCGGUGGCGCCAUCACAAAGAUAAAGGGAACCGUGAAAGAAGGUAAGUUUGAUUUCGAAGAAUACGAACUGGUAUCUGGUGAUCCCGAUGAGAUCGAGCUUCCCAACUCGUACGUAUCGACCGUCUCGCUCGAGAGCAUGACCGGUAACGUCGACGGCUCGAUCUUCCAGUUGAAGCUAACCAAGUCACCACCUGUCACCACCAUGAAACCCUACACCAACUACAAGGGUAAGGUUACACAGAUCGAUAACUUCAAACUCAAAGUACUCAAGCGUGAAGAUGAAAAGAUCAGCGGUACUCUUCACUGGCCAUACUACAAUGCCACCGCCGAAUUCGAUGGAACCAUCCUCGAGGAGACCAUAACAAUCAAACAAUAUAAAGAAGGAAAAGAGUUGGGUCCAGAAUUAAAAGUACCAUUUAACAUUGUUGUAACAAAAGUAAAAGAUCAAAUAAAUAUGAAAAUUUCAAUAAAAAUUUAA